Messenger RNA from Plenodomus lingam JN3, 1863 nucleotides. RefSeq lists its product as uncharacterized. Gene Ontology annotation, molecular function: transmembrane transporter activity. The record is from RefSeq and is a predicted model, not a curated record. Lineage: Eukaryota; Fungi; Ascomycota; Dothideomycetes; Pleosporales; Leptosphaeriaceae. Gene Ontology annotation, cellular component: plasma membrane. Gene Ontology annotation, biological process: transmembrane transport.
AUGAGCCGCAAAUCUACAGAAUCUUCUGCGUCUACAAUGGACUCCAGGGAAGCGCCGCCUUCGCGCUGCGGUUCUCCGUCCACGUCUGCAACACCUUUACUUCACGCACACCAAUCAGAUUCGACAUUGCAUGCCAACGCUAUUCCACAGAAGGAUGUAGAAACCGUGGACGAUGAAGGAAAUUCAGAAUAUUCCCAUUCAGAGCAAGAUGAUGACGAUGCGAGCGUGGAUCCAACUGCGCAGCCCGGCGUUCAGAACAUGGAAGCAGUCACCGUGACAUGGACGACUGCAGCUUUAACUUUUGCUUACAUUAUGAUAUGGCUUACAUACUUUGUAGAGGGCAUGCUAGGAGGCACAGCGGCCGCCCUAUCUCCCUAUGUCACAUCUGCAUUCGCGUUGCAUUCGCUCACGCCGACCGUGGGCAUCCUGAGCAGUGUCAUCGGCGGUGUGACGAAUCUAACGCUUGCUAAAAUUCUAGAUGUCUUUGGCAGACCUCAGGGCUACAUUUGCUGUGUCAUACUUGCCACGAUUGGCCUCAUGAUGAUGGCGACCUGCACCACUGUGGAAGCUUAUGCAGCAAGUCAGGUAUUCUACACAGUGGGAAAUAACGGCAUCCAGUAUAGUUUGAGUGUCUUCAUUGCCGACACUUCCUCGCUGCGUAAUCGAGGACUAGUGCAGGCAUUCGCAUCAUCGUCGAACCUCAUCACAUGUUGGCUAGGAGGCCCAAUUGCACAAGGCUUCCUCGCAGGGCCAGGCUGGCGCUGGGCCUUCAUCAUGUUCACCAUCAUGGUCCCCUCUGUGACACUCCCCCUAUGGGGCCUCCUCAUGUACAAUCUCCACAAAGCAAAGCAACAAGGACUACUCCCUAAGAACGACGAAAAACGAACCUUAUCACAGGCCUUUGUGCACUACAGCCGCGAAUUUGAUGCCAUUGGUCUCUUCUUGAUUUCCGCUGGUUUCGCCCUCUUUCUCCUGCCAUUCAACCUCUACACCAUGCAGGCAAAGGGAUGGGACUCGCCACUUAUCAUCUGCAUGCUUGUGUUCGGUAUUAUCUUCCUCAUCAGCUUCGUAGUAUGGGAGAAGUUCUACGCGCCAAUUACAAUGCUCCCAUACGAUCUCCUCAUGGACCGCACCGUCUUUGGCGCCUGCAUCCUCUCCUCCACCAUCUUCAUCAGCUUCUGGCUCUGGAACAGCUUCUUUAGUUCCUUCCUCCAAGUCGUCAAGGGGCUCAGCGUCGAGAGCGCUUCCUACGUAGUUCAAUGCUACACCGUGGCCUCUGUCCUCUCCGCCAUUGUCGUAGGCUGGCUGAUCCACCGCACCGGACGCUACAAGCCCAUCUGCCUCUACUUUGGCAUCCCCAUGAGCGUCUUCGGCCUCGGCCUCAUGAUCCAUUUCCGCAACGCAGACGGCAACGUCGGCUACAUUGUCAUGUGCCAGCUCUUCAUCGCCUUCGCCGCCGGCACAAUCGUCAUUUGCGACGAAAUCGCCAUCCUCGCCGCCGCAGCCCACCAGCACAUCGCCAUCGCCAUCGCAGUCGUCAGCAUGUUCGGCAGCGUCGGCGGCGCCAUCGGUCUCACCCUCGCAUCCGCAAUCUGGCAAGGCACGUUUCCAAAGAAACUCCUCGAGUAUCUGCCCGCAGACGAUGUCCCAGAUUUCAAAGCCAUCUACUCCGAUCUCAAUAAGCAGCUUUCGUAUCCGAUGGGCUCGCCGACGCGCGUGGCGAUUCAAAAGGCGUAUGCGGAUGCGCAGGUGAAUUUGCUGAGUGUGGGGGUUGCGGUGUGGGCGAUUGGGUUUGUGGCCGUGGUCAUGUGGCGCGAUGUUAAUGUUAUUGGGAUCAAGCAGACCAAGGGGCAUGUGUGGUGA